CUUCCCCGGUGCGAAUAUGGUGCAAGCAGCUUGGGAUGAAAGGGCUCAGCGUGUGGCAAAGCGCAGCCUCUAUGGGUGAUCGCAAGAGACUGAUGUUACCAGCAACCUGCGACUUUAUCUGAGCAAAGCCUGACUCUUCUGCAUCCCAAGGACCAAUUUAGAGUGGUUUGCUUGGCAUAUCGCAACUCCAAGGCUGCCAUCUAGUGCCCUUCUGGGAGAACAACAGCAGCCAUGACACCCACCAGCGCUACCCAGAGAAGGAAUGAGUAUUACGAUCAUGAAAUCAUUAUUGAACAUUACAACUACACUGGAAAGUACAAAGGCAACCUAAGUACUGAUAUCAAGCCAACAUCUAUUAUCUUCAUUAUCAUUUGCUGCUUCAUUGUGUUGGAAAACAUCCUUGUGCUUCUUACCAUCUGGAGAACCAAGAAAUUUCACCGACCCAUGUACUAUUUUAUAGGGAACUUGGCACUCUCGGAUUUGUUGGCCGGAACUGCCUACACAGCCAACAUCCUGCUGUCUGGGCCACACACUUACAAACUGACGCCAGUGGAAUGGCUGAUAAGGGAAGGGAGUAUGUUUGUUGCCCUUUCAGCGUCUGUCUUCAGCCUUGUGGCUAUUGCCAUUGAACGGUAUAUCACCAUGCUUAAAAUGAAGUUGCACAAUGGUAGCAAAAGCUCUAGGUCAUUUCUCUUAAUCAGUGGAUGUUGGAUCCUGUCUCUUUUUCUUGGAGGCCUCCCCAUCAUGGGCUGGAACUGUAUUAAACAGAUAUCUGCAUGUUCAACAGUUCUGCCUUUAUACCACAAACAUUAUAUUCUAUUUUGCACCACUAUCUUCUGUGCCCUGCUGAUGGCUAUUGUUAUUCUGUAUGCACGGAUUUACUUCUUGGUAAGGACUCGCAGCAGGAGCCUGACCUUUAAAAGAAACCUUGCAAGGCCAAGCAGAAGCUCAGAGAAGUCCAUGGCAUUGCUCAAAACAGUCAUUAUUGUCCUUAGUGUCUUCAUCCUCUGCUGGUCCCCUCUCUUCAUCUUCCUCCUAUUAGAUUUUGGUUGUAAAGUCAAGACAUGCCCUGUCCUAUUUAAAGCUGAAUAUUUUUUAUCCCUUGCUGUUCUUAACUCUGCCACGAAUCCUAUCAUUUACACGCUAACAAACAGGGAAAUGAGGAGAGCCUUUCUUAAAAUGGCCUGUUGCUCUCAUUGCUCCAUCUUUGGUUCCAGCUCAAAAGUCAAAAGGCCAAUCAUUACAGGAAUGGAGUUCAGUAGGAGUAAAUCAGACAAUUCCUCGCACCCACAGAAAGAUGAGGGUGAAUAUCCUGUGACACUAAUGUCCUCUGGGAAUGUGACAUCGUCAUCGUAGAGAGCGGUGGCACUUGAGGUGGGAUACUUUCUGUUGCAGUUGUGCAAGAGCACUAUAAACACAUCUCCUUUUCAUUGGGAUGAUGCCAAGGAUAACCCCAACAACAUAGCAUUAGUUCUGAGCGGAGAUGCAAAGCACUUGGACAGAAUAUAAGGCAAACUGAAGUGCGCAGGCCUUCAUCCUAGAACCCCCCCAAAAGUGAUCAUUCAGUGUUGCGGAACAGAUAAUGUGCAGGUUGGGGGAGGCAAGCAAAGGAGGAUAUACUUAGUACUGUUUUACAUUUCGACCAAGGAGAGGAGUCGAAACCUGAUCCUUUAAAUUGAUGCCAUGAGGUGUAUUUAAUAUAUGGUAUGAUUAACAUCACUUACCAGUCAAUUAGAACUCAGUAUAUUGACUUUUUGUAUGUGAAUUGAAAUUGAGAUGUUAUUUACAUAGCACUGUGUGUAUGUAGGGUUACCUACAAUCAUCCUUCAUUUAAUAAUGGGCGUGCAUAAAACAUACAGCAUGCAGGGCGUGAGGAAGUCCUUGCAGUCCUGCUUUAGGAGUAUUUCAUGCUUAUUAAAGGUGCUUCUUGGCAAGCCUGCGUAUAAAGCCAGUGGCUAACAAGAAUUAUGAAUGAGCAGCUAACGCAAAGUAUUAGAGACACCAAGAUAGGCAAAGGUUUGAGCUACACUGUCAUGUGUACCUGAGGAGCACCAGCUGUAGUUUAACUGUAGCCCCCAGCAUCCCUUCAACAAACAAGUCCAUAUGUUUUUACCCUGAAAUAUGUUUUGCUCUUUUAUUAGCCUUUAAUGGAAAAUGCAUCCUAUAGAUCUGUUAUGAAAGCUACAUUGCCCAAAUGAUUAGGGUUUGUGCAUUUUCCGUGCCACUGUGAAUCUGCCAAGAUUUAAUACUUGCGCAAGUCUGUAUUUUGUUUGCAAGUUCCGUUGGAAUUCCUGCUUACAAGGCAACCUAUUUCCACUCAUGCCUUUGGGUCGAUUGCUGCACGUUUAGUUCAACAGUGCAGGUGGAAAUGGACCCAACUGCCCAUUUAGAAGUUACUUGUAACUUCCAUCUAAAUCGGUAGUGCCACAGCCAGCUGUUAGAUUUUGUAUAUAUAAAAUACUGAUCUGCACAAGGCCUUAAACUCAAUUCUAUGAGGCAUGCUGGACCCUAUGUGCUCAGACCAAUAUAUAUAUAGAUAAUAUCAUGGUGCAAGGUUUUCUGCUUAAUUUAAGUGGAGGUGCAGUCCUGCUUAGGGCCAGACUGGCCUGCUAGAACACUAAAGUGGACCUCAGCCUAAGCAAUCCCCACCUAUCUUUCUUAUUUCAGGCAUAGGCAUGUAUAGCACCUAUAAUAUUUGGCGCUGUCUACAUUUAACUGAGGCGCAGGGCCCUAGACGUCAGCUUUUCCAAUGGGCCAUAGGAGAUUCUAAUCUUGCUAGUUGUGGUUCCAGACAGUCUGGCGGAGAUUGGAUCAGACUUGCAGCCAUGCCUGAAACCUAAAUCCAUAUCUGAGUUUAGGAAGCAGUCUCUGGAACUGGAAGAGUUUAUUUACUUUUAAACUGAUAAAAUAAUGCAGUUCUUUCAAAGUGUUGAAAAUGAAAUUUAUUUGUUGCAAAGUUACAAAGUGUUUAUCACUCACUGCCCAAUAGCUAGCACCUACUGUCAGUCAUUCCUUAACAUGCACUUGUCUUGUCUUGGCACUUAUUUAUUUACUGGCUUUGCUGUCCUGGAUUUUCAAUGGUUAGUUUCAGUUACCUAGAACAUCAGUUCUGGCACAGUAAGAAAGGGAUUGCUAGAGACUGGGCAUACACAGAUACAAUGAUAGAUACUGGGAAUACAUUGAUACAGCAUUAGAUAUUGGGGAUACAUGGAUACAGUGUUAGACAUUGGGGAUACAUUGAUACAACAUUAAAGAUUGGGGAUACAUUGAUACAACAUUAAAGACUGGGGAUACAUUGAUACAACAUUAGAGAUUGGGGAUACACUGAUACAACAUUAGAGAUUGGGAAUACACUGAUACAACAUUAGAGAUUGGGGAUACACUGAUACAACAUUAGAGAUUGGGGAUACACUGAUACAACAUUAAAGACUGGGGAUACACUGAUACAACAUUAAAGACUAGGGAUACAUUGAUACAAUAUUAGAGAUUGGGGAUACACUGAUACAACAUUAGAGAUUGGGAAUACACUGAUCCAACAUUAGAGAUUGGGGAUACACUGAUACAAUAUUAGAGAUUGGGGAUACACUGAUACAACAUUAGAGAUUGGGGAUACACUGAUACAACAUUAGAGAUUGGGAAUACACUGAUACAACAUUAAAGACUGAGGAUAUAUUGAUACAACAUUAGAUAUUGGGGAUACACUGAUACAUUAGAAACUGGGGAUACAUUGAUACAAUGUUAGACAUUGAGGAUAUAUUAAUACAUUGUUCUGUGUCAUGUACUUUGUAAGAAACAGAAUGUAAAUCAUUAAAGUGCCACUGUAUACAACUUGACCUUUAAAGGAAUAUUUUUCAAUUUGUGUAUGUAUAGUUUUCACUAUAUCUGAGAAAGCUCUGUAGUUACUAUUUAUACAGUACACAAAGGUUAGGAAAACUGUGGCAUUCCAGUGACUGCAGAGCUAGAAUUCCCUUUGUUCACUAAAUUGCAAAUAUGUUGGGGACUGUAGUUCUGCAACAGCUGAAAUGUCCACAAUACAUUCUCCCUCUGCGUGAUCAUAUUCUGCAGCCCAGCACAAAUAUCUAUAUGCCAUUCAUGGCACUACCACUUGGCAUGUAUUCAUAGUUACCAACUAAUUUCCUUUAUCCAUUGGCCAAUUGCAGAGAUCCAGCUCGGUUCUGUGCUCUGCAUCUGUCAUGAAAGUGUAUAAUGAAAUGACUGCAACAUGAAGCUGUAUGUGAAUGUAAUGGGUAGUAGUAUUACUUACAAGCAGAGAAAUUCUCUGAGGUUACAAAUCUGUGUUGUUCUAAACGCAAACCCAUCUGUGUUGACAUCUGGUAUCAAACGGGCCAUGUCCGAAACACAAGUGUCUUGUUUGAUGCCUUUUAUAGAACUUGUAUCAGUGCAAUUAAACAGUUGUAUGUGUUUUUUUUGUCAUUAGUAGUAUUUAAAUGUCUCUGACUUCUCUUUGUUGAAUUUGCACAGAGCAGUAUUUUAAACUUUUAAUAAAACCAAUUUUUUUGUA
Xenopus tropicalis (tropical clawed frog) is the source of this 4522-nucleotide messenger RNA. It is a transcript of the gene s1pr1, whose product is annotated as sphingosine-1-phosphate receptor 1. Gene Ontology annotation, biological process: G protein-coupled receptor signaling pathway; signal transduction. Gene Ontology annotation, molecular function: sphingosine-1-phosphate receptor activity; G protein-coupled receptor activity. NCBI's taxonomy places the organism in Eukaryota, Metazoa, Chordata, Amphibia, Anura, Pipidae. The record is from RefSeq and is marked validated. Gene Ontology annotation, cellular component: plasma membrane; membrane.